Molecule: messenger RNA, 15364 nt
Organism: Apis cerana (Asiatic honeybee)
Lineage: Eukaryota; Metazoa; Arthropoda; Insecta; Hymenoptera; Apidae
Product: adenomatous polyposis coli protein
Biological process (GO): cell migration; Wnt signaling pathway; pattern specification process
Cellular component (GO): cytoplasmic microtubule; beta-catenin destruction complex; catenin complex
Molecular function (GO): beta-catenin binding; microtubule binding
Source: RefSeq, a predicted model, not a curated record
CAAUCUCCGAUUUCGACCACGGUUCUGUCAAAAUUUAGAUUCAAGCGAAGGUAUACGAGCAGGAGAAUUGACCAGUCGUCUCUUGACUUGGAGAAGUCGAAGCCAUCGCCCAAUAAUACUGCAGGGUGUAAGAUACUUCGAAUUAUAAAAAAUAUAUUAAAAACUCUAUUGAGGCAUUCAAUUUUAAUAAUUAUAAGCAUACUUCUGAUCAAAUAUUUAAUCAGUCAAAAAAAAAAAAAAGGCGAACGAAAAAGAAAAAUUAAGGACAAAAAUAUUUUCAAUAUUUAAAAAGAAAAAGAAAUAACUAUGGGUUACAAAUUGAUAAUUUUGAUGAUGCAAUGGAAAAUGCUCCACAUUUGAUAAGUCGUUGGAAUUUCUCCAGCGACAAUAUUUUCACGAUCAAGGAAGUGGAAGAGAGGGAACACGAUGAAAUCGCGAGAAAGGGUGCCGUUUAAUUCGUGAGCAUGCGCCCACCAUCAUGGGGGAGUCGUUGCAGAGGGUUGCCGCCUCUCUUUGGGGGUGAUGUUAUUGAUCAGAGUUUCUUCUGUCUCACAAAAUGGCUCAAGUGUAUCACGCCAUGGGGAAUCGAGAACUUCGAUUUUUUUCUCCCUUGUUUCCAACUUGUAAGGGUAGAUAUUGGGUUUGAUAUAAAGUUCCGAAUUUUUGUAGGAUAGUUAGAAAAUAUUAUUGGAUCAUCGUAAUUUUGUGUUUGUUUUUCUGGUCUUCUUUCUUUUUUUUUCUUUUUUAAAGAAUAUUAUUUUGAAAAAAAUCAUUCAUAUCUCUGAAAAAUGACUGCCUUAAUUGUGAUUUUAAAAAAUAGUAGUUUAUUUAUUUCAAUUUUUUAUAUAAAUAAUAUUCUGUAGAAAAUUAAAAAUUAUGUCAUGUAUGAAAAAGUACAUGUAGAUGUACUAUAUAUUAAAAAAUUAUUUGAAGAGAUUUAUAAAUCACAUACUGUCAUCUCGAACCCAUUUAAUUUUGCUUCAUACAAUUAUUUUUUUAUAUUCUUUAGAAAUUAUAGAAAAUUUCUUUAAAAAGUAGUUAAUAUUUAUAAAAUUGCUUUUCAAUAUUAAUUAACAUUUAUUAUAAUUGAUAUUAAUAUAUGAAUAUUUUUAUAUUUUAUAUCUUCACCAUUAAAAUCGAUAAAUUUCAAAAGGUCACGUUAACCUUUUGUUUUAAAUUAUUAUUGAUAUUGUUUAAAUAAUAAUAUUUUUAAUUUAUUAUUAAUUAAAUUUCCCAAAAAUAGAAUUUUUCGAACCUAUAUGUUUUAUAAAAAAUUAUAAAUUGAACGAAACAAUUUAAUUAUAAAAUUUUAUAAUAAAUAAAAUAUUUCAAUAAUGUUUCUUUAAUAAGUAAACAAUUAUGGUAGAUUUACAUCUUUUUUUUACUUAAAAUAUUAAAUUUCUUAGUAAAUAACGUGAUAACGAUGAUCUUUAUUAAAAUGAAGUAUCACUUUCAAUGUUUUGUAUUUUAAUAUCAUCAUUUACAUAUUUCAAAUAGCAGAAAAUAAAACAAUCGGAUUAAACUUACGCGAAAGUAAUGAUUAAAGCAAACCUCAUUUUAUCUAUAAAGGAAGCGGAAUACAUUCCGAAGUGCUUGAUAAACGAACAAGUGUACUGAUAACGAAGAAUAUUAAAAAGCAGUUUUGACGUUGCACUUUUUUUUUUGAUCGUUACGCUCAGGCGCCAACCCAUUUUCAAGUCAAUAAUGUUGAAUUAUUCGUCUUUAAGCGAAAGAGAAGAGAUUUUGAUUAGAUACUAGAUAAAAGAUUCAGUAACCAUGAAGAGAAAUAAAGAUAUAAUAAAAUAGAAAAUGGAAAAUGAAGAGUAACAGAAAAUGGAAUAGAGAGAUAAUUUGAUAUAAAAAAACAGUAUUAUGUUUCCUAAAAUAUAUAGAGAAAAGGAAGAUGAUAUUUUAAAAAAAUAUAUUAUAUAAGAACGUAAAGAAAAAUAACCUCAUAUCAAUAUGUGAAAUAGAAGAAUAAUUUUAUAUAUAAACUGAAAGGAAAAACUUUAUUUAGAAUUGAUCAUAAUUUAUGUGAAAUGCAAGUUAUGAUUAUGAUAUAAAAUAAUAAAAAAAUUUCAUAUUAAUAAAAUUAAAAAAAAUUAGUAUACAAAUAUAAAAUAAUUUAAUGAAAAAUAAAUAAAUAUAAAAUAAAUACUUAUAAAGAAAAUUGAAUAAUCUAGCCAAAUCUCUAAGUCGUGAAAUUUUAUUAUAGCAAUAGCAUUUCAUUUAGUGUUAGAUUGUACAGUAAUAUAUUGAGGAAUGCAGUCAUUGUGAAAUGAGUAAUUCUUUAAUUACUCUGUAUAAAUGGAGAAAAAAGCGGAGUAGUUUCACGGACAAAAUGGAAAUAUCACUUUGUAUAAGAGUGGAAAGAAAACAAUGAAUGCUGUAUAUGAUGUGAAAUGAUAGAACAUUAAUUUUCUAUAAGAAAUUUUAAAUGGAACGACCUUAACAAAACGACGCACUUAAAAAGUCAUAACAAAACUGAUAAUUACUUAAAGUGUUUUAUUGAAAAUGUAAUACUUAUAAAAAUUUUAUGACUAGAAAAUACAAAAUAAAAAAAAAAACAAUUCUAAGAGGAUAUAAAGUAUCGCAAAAGUUGGAGAAAUCUUCAUUUUACUUUACAAACAAUAAAAACAUGUCAUAAGUCAAUCAAAGACAUAGAUCGAAACGUCGAAAAAGGCAGAACAAUUUCAUGCAACAGAGAAAGGACGAGUCAUCCUGAACAGCGCCAUAGGGAGUGAACAAACGUAAUUUAUCCAAAAGCGCGAGAAGGAGAAAGAUAGUUGGAUAGAGUGUGCACGAGCGAGGGAGGGAGAAUAGAGAGAAAACAGGAUAAAAAGAGAGAGAAAGACAGUGCUGGAAGAGCAAGAGGUAUCGCACAAAGGAAUAAGUUGGAGAGAGAAGGAAGGCGUUGAGUGAGUCAGUGAUGGCGUACAGCAGCCAGGCCGAGCCCAGCUGUUCUUCGAUCCCCUAACCUACGCCAGUUUAUUUCAGCUACCAACACUAUGUGGUCCUGAAACUGCUUCGUGCUCUCUUGUGUUCGUCGAAGUUUCGUUAUCUGUCGAUCUUCGGUUUUAUCACGUUCCACUCAUUAACAUUUUUUUCGCUGUGAUUUCUUUCGAUUUGAAAUUCUAUCGACGAAGGGAAAAAAGAAAAAGAUAAAAUACGAACAACGUGAGAUAAAAACAUUUUACCUGCUCGAAACAAUGAAUCGAUUGUGUAAUGUUCCAUGGCUCUUCGCGAUGUGACAGUGAUAAUUCGAUGACGCGUAAAAACCGAAUUUUCCUUGACAAUUUAUUAAUACAAGUGUUCUAUGAUAUGGGGAAACGCAUGUGAUUUUGUCAGAUCUCAUUAUCUUGAUUUUUUUAAUGGAUUAACGGCUUUGACUCACGAAUCAUACUUUUUCCUUUAGGCACUUUUGGAUCUCGUUCGAGCGAAAAAAUAACGAAUCGAUCACAACGCUAGGGUGAAUUGCGAUUAUUCGCGAUUAUACAUCGCGCGUUUCGAAAUCGAAUUGGAAUCAAGUCGGAGUCGAAUCAAAGUGGUGUGUGUUCAUGAUAUGAAGGAGUUCUCGUUGAUUGUCGUAAUUGAAACGGAACCGGAGAUUUUUUAACAAGCACGGGUCGGUAAAAAAGAAGUCGGUUUCCAAGAUUUCCUUGCGAAAUAACUUGGUAAAAAUAGAAAUGUUCUUAUAUAUAGAUAAGAUAAAUUUUUAAAAAAUUAAAAAAAAAAAAUUAUUAGUUUUUAUGGAAUGAAGACUCUUUUAUUAUAGUGAAAACUCGAAGAAAAUAAAUGUGAGAGGUUUAUCCGAUGAAUCUUAUAUUUCUUCUAUUUUUGGAUAAAUUUAUUAAAUCGGGGAUUAAAAACCGUAUAAGGUAAUAUCGAAUCAAAAAUAAGAUUAAAUAAGACGUUGGUAUCAAUUUGAAAUUUUUUUCGGAAGAAACCAGGUCGAAGAAGGAAGAAAGCAGAUUUUUCUUCUUUAUCUCUUACCGCAAAAGGCGCGUCCGGUUGAUUUGCGAAACAAAUGGCAAAACGUGGGCCGCAAACGAGUGGCAACGUGCAACUAUAAAUGGAACCUGUAAUUCCAAACCAUCGACCGUGUCACAAGGAAAAUAAACCGUGAAAGGAAUCGAAAUUUUCAAAGAAUCUCUCUGAAAAGAGAAAUUCUUUCUAAAUCAACUUCAGCUAAAUAUUACGACAACAUGUAAUAAGAAUUGUGAAAUAGAUAUAAUACCUAAAUAUAAAAUCUAAAGAGAUUAUAAAUACGAAAAGAUUGUUCCUUCGAUAAGAUAAGCAUCAAAGCAAAUUCUAUAAAUUUUAAAAAUAUUAAAGAUUUAUAAUAUACGAUAUAUAUGAUAAAUAUUAAAUAUAAUAAAAAAAAUACAUAUUCAUUUAUAACAAAUAAAACAAACAAAAAGGAAAAAGAAGAAAAUAGUUCCUCGCAGUCUGAUUACAUAAAAAGACUAUAUAUUUACGGGUAUACAUAUCUAUUGUCUACAUUCCUGAUUUCUAAUUUCAACAUAAUGAUCAACAUCGAUAAUCAGUCCUUCCCGCAAAUUGUAUCAUUCGAUCGUUUGCUAUAUUAAACCGCGAAGAAAAAAAAAAUAGUUCCUCUCUCGACACAUUCCGCAAAUUCUCGAAAGGUCAGCGUACCAAUUAAGCCUCGUAGAGCACGGUCUUGUCAUCGUUUCGAAGCAACGAAACGGAAAAGAAAGCAACAAGUAUAAACGAGUGGUGUACGUAAAAAAUAAUUAAUCGUGCCGCGAUAAAGAAUACAUACAUCGAGAAAGCUUUCGUCGCGCAGCCGGGAUGGGGUGUUGAAAUGCCAGAGGGACAUUUUGAAAAUCUUUGCUUCGGCGCAUGCGUGCCGACGCACUCGGCGCCCGAUGGAGCACGAUGAAGCUGUCCCUCGGUGGAUGAAGAAGGGUCGAGACCCGGAGAAGAGAAGCUUUUCUCAUGGUGUGCGUCGGAUCAGCCAGGACACGCAAGACGUCGCGACGCGUCGUUCGCCGAUCCUCGCGGUUUAAUCUCUUCAUUUCGCACCUCUCGCUCGGGUCAGGCUUGGCCCAUCAAUUGAUCCCAUGGACACGAUAUAAUGAAAAUAAAAUCAAAAAGAGGAUACGGAAUAAAUAUUUGAAAAAUAUACAAUUAGAAGAUAUAAAACGAUAGAAAAUAGAGUAAAUGUAUAGAAUAAAAUGAUACGAAUAAUAUAAUAAAAUAAUACAGAAUAGAAAAUAAAGAGAAAACGAUAUAAUAAUAAAAAAGGAAAGAAAAGAAAGGAAGGAAGUAUAGUAUUUCGGAGAAAGAAAAUUAUGCCGGGUGAAAAGAGGGAGAGAGGCUUGAGACAAACGACGUCAGGAAUAAGAGAGGGUUCUCCGUCAAAAACGAGCGAGCUUGAAGUAAGAACACGCGGCAGCUCGAUGAUCCCUCUUCCCCGUGCAAUGCCACAUAACCCAAAGACCGUGAAGACGGAGAAGAAUCGUUUGAGAUUGAUCAUGGAGAAUAACAGAGGUCUUGUGGAUGCGUUGGAGAAGGAACGAAGGAUCAACGUGGACGAGGAUGAGGAUGGAUAUCGAGUGUCCUCCACUAGGGAGCCGGCUGCACCGCGAUACUGUGAUCUGUCCUGCAACGUGUAUCGAUGUCCUGUGCGAAAGGAGGACGCGGAUGAUUGCCAAAAGAGACCGGAAAGAUCCUUGUCUGAGGAGUGUCGCGUGUCUCACGGACCGGUAGGCGUCGGCGUGGAAGGUGUCGGCUCGUGGAGGGCUCAGCGGCGCCCUCACAAUAUCGAGAUAUCUGCGCCCCUGUCCGGCGUCGCGGCGCACGAGCUGGAGUCGUCCGUGGACGGCGCAACGUUCAACCCUGUCGCCGCAGCGGCGACGACAUCCACGAGAUGCUCGUUGGUGAAAAACACUCUGAAAACGCCUUUAUCCUCUUCCACUUUUCUACCCGUCAAUGCCAACAUCAGGCCAAGAUUGUACCUGGGUUCCGUGAUUGCUGAAACCAGCAAGGAGGAUGCCAUGGAGCCGGAAGUGAAAGAGGAGGACGAACGAAGGUCGUCCACGCCGAGCCCCGAGCAGAUAUAUAUAAGAAGAAAUAAACGUUACAAUGAGGGUGGAAGUAGCGAAGAAGAUAGCAAACCGGAUACAUCCCUACAAGGUCAUAGAAUACCGUCUUCUUAUCGGGGAACCUGGCCCAUCAGAAGAGACAUAUGGGCCAAUCAACAAAUGGGAUUUUCCACUCAACAAGGCACAUCAACCACUGUACAUAACGAUAUAGCUAGCGUGAUGAGCUUUUCUUCAAAUUCGGGUGGGGCUUUCGGCUGUUCGGAAAUACAAGGAGAUCGAAGAUUAGGAGCAAAAGUAGACGUGGUGUACAAUCUGUUGGGAAUGCUAGGCAGUACAGAGGGCCGGGAAGAUAUGAGUGCAACGUUACUCUCAAUGAGUAAUUCGAUAGAUAAUUGUCUCAUAAUGAGGCAAUCAGGAUGUCUACCAUUGUUGGUACAGUUAAUUCACGCUCCUGGACAAGAUCCAGAAACUAGAGAAAAAGCAUCAAGAGCUUUGCAUAAUAUAGUGUACGCUAAAAGUGACGAAAGGGCAGGACGUAGAGAAGCAAGGGUUCUUCGAUUUUUAGAACAGUUACGAGAUUAUUGUCAAGCACUGAGGACAUCUCUGCAAACGGGACAGGUUCCUGAUGAUUUAGAAAGACAUCCUGGACCGACUAUAGCAGCAUUAAUGAAACUUUCCUUCGACGAAGCUCAUCGUCACGCCAUGUGUCAACUCGGUGGACUUCACGCGGUCGCAGAACUAAUCGAGAUGGACCACAUGGCACAUGGAAGCGAAUGCGACGACCAAAAUUGUAUUACUUUACGUAGAUAUGCUGGAAUGGCUCUGACUAAUCUAACUUUCGGCGAUGGAAAUAAUAAAGCAUUAUUAUGCUCCUUCCGGGAGUUCAUGAAGGCACUAGUCUCACAGUUGAAGAGUCCAAGUGAUGAUCUUAGACAGGUAACAGCGUCUGUAUUAAGAAAUUUAUCGUGGCGAGCUGAUACCAGUAGUAAACAAACAUUAAGAGAAGUAGGAGCUGUGACUGGUUUAAUGAAGGCUGCGAUGGAAGGUAGGAAAGAAUCAACGCUCAAAUCGAUAUUGUCUGCAUUAUGGAACUUAUCGGCACAUUGUAGUACGAAUAAGGUAGAUAUUUGCGCCGUGGAUGGUGCACUAGCAUUUCUCGUGGAUAUGUUGAGUUACAAAGCACCGUCUAAAACUUUAGCUAUUGUAGAAAACGCUGGUGGUAUAUUGAGGAAUGUAUCCAGCCAUAUUGCCGUUAGGGAAGAUUAUCGAGCCAUUGUAAGAGAAAGAGGAUGUUUGCAAGUAUUAUUGCAACAAUUACGAUCACCUAGUUUAACCGUUGUUAGUAAUGCCUGUGGAGCUCUAUGGAAUCUUUCUGCUCGAUGUCCACAAGAUCAGCGUUUAUUAUGGGACUUAGGCGCCGUUCCAAUGCUUCGUAGUCUAAUUCACUCCAAGCACAAAAUGAUUUCAAUGGGUUCAAGUGCAGCCUUAAAGAAUUUGCUAAGUGCUAGACCAGGUUCCAACAACCUUGUUCACUUAGAUUCAACAGCACGCGGAUUAGGCCUUCCAACUUUACCAACUUUAGUUGCUCGCAGACAGAGAGCUUUAGAACAAGAAAUAGAUCAAAACUUAGCAGAAACUUGCGAUAAUAUUGAACCUAGCACAUCGCCUACUAACAAAGACGACAAGUUUUCAUUCAAAGUUGAACACAGCUUCUUAGGGAUCAAUACGCGUAGUUUACGCUCUUAUCAGCUGCACAACCAGCCCAGCACAUCUAAUAUCAAAUGUAAUGGAGUCGCCAGAAGUGAGAGUAGGGACUCUAUGCGUUCUAUAACAAGUACACACUCUGAUACUAUGUUCGAAAGAGUAAAUCGACAUGUAUUGAACGGAUUAUCUCCCACUGAUGUUCAAAUAAAACAGCAAUCUUCAUCAUUGCAUUCUGCAGUCGGUUUUGAUAGUGGAAUAUCCACUGAUGUUCAUUCGAAAACUUCUUCAGAAAAAAAAUAUACAUUACGCUACAAAAAUGCCAUCCCAGAUCGUUUAAAAUCGUCAGAUUUUAAUGCUCUUGGUGAUCUUAGAUGUACUAACUCUACUAUUUCCUGGUCUUCUGCUCCAGAUCAAGAAUCCACUUGUUCACAAAAUUUAUUACAUUCUUCUGUAGAAGACAAUUUGCCACAAAGCAUCUCGUCUAUUUUAAAGACUGGCAGUCAAUCCAGUAUUUCAGAAGAAACGGAGUUAAAUAUUUGCACAAAAACAGAAUAUGUGACUACAAAGACUGGAAUAGAAACUUCGUUAUCUUUUGUUAAUAGUAGCUCUCCUGUGAAAGAUACUAUUAGCUUUGAAAAUGUCUAUGAUAAGAGUGUAUUACACCAGCAUAAUUCAUUGAAUAGUAUACAACAAACUAUUUCACCAACUGUAAACCAUCGAACAGAAGGAACUUUGUUUAGUGAUUAUGCCGUGACCGAUUUGGAUCAACCGACUGACUAUAGUUUGCGUUACGCGGAACGAAGUUUAGAAGACGAAGAAAAACCACAUUCCCAUUAUUUUACAAACAAUGAUCAGGAACUUAUUCAUGAAGAUACAGUGAAGACUUAUUGCACAGAAGGAACGCCACAUGGAACAUCUUUGAAUUCUUCUAGAGCAGCAUCUGCAUCUGAUUUACAAGAGGAUACUCGGCAAAGAAAUUUAUUGAAAAAGAUUCAAGAGCAGGGUAAAUUACAGGAUAAGGAAGAAAUGAAUUUAGAAACAAAUAUCAAGCACAAUAAUAUUGAAGAGGAUAAUCAUACUGUGCAAAAUCCAUUAAGUUCGAGAAGUACUCUUACACAAAUAUCUUCAAAUAAUUUACAAUAUGAUGAAAGUAAUAAUAUGACAUCCAAUUCGACUAAAAAUAAGCCUGAUGUGAAAAAGAAAUAUGAUACUCAGAGUGGCAUGUUUGAAAACAAUGAUAAAUUCAAUAAAAAUUAUCCCAACAAUGGAGUUAAUUCGUACGUGACCAGUGCAUUGAAAGCUUCUAAUGAUUCAGGAUGUAAGGAAUUUGAACUAAAAGGAGAUACCCGUAACAUGCCUUAUAUAUUAAAUAUAAACAACUCUUCCGAAUGUUUAGAUCAAGUCAGUGAUGGUGAUGAGGACGAUGAAGAUCUACUUACAGCUUGCAUUAAUAUUGGAAUGCAAAAUAAUAGGCACAGGCAUUCUUUUAUUGGAAACAAUUUUGAAAAAGUUCCGCGAAAUGAAAGUAACUUAGCUCGAUAUCAAACUAGUAUUGCACUAGAUCAAAUGGAAUGUAACUCUAUUAUUGAUUCUACCAUGAACAAUCUUGAUAUAAAACAAUUGGAAUCUGAAGAAACAAUAAAUUCCGAAAUUUCUAUAGAUAAUGUAAUUGAUAAUCCAUCAAAAAUAAAUAUUGUAUCAAAUUAUACUCAAAGUACAGCUAAAUUUAUGCAAGAGGAAACGGAAUCUAAAAUUUCAAUACAACAAUCAAAUCAAAUUUUACAGAAUGAAUUAGGCAAAAUAAGAAAGACAGAACACAAUUCAUUAUUAUGUGAUGAUAGAUUGUGCAACUUUUCAUUGCCUUCGAAUUUAAGAAAUAGUCCAAUAUUACAUGAAACAGUAAUAUUCAAUACAGAACCAUCUCAACAACAAUAUUUAUCUAGUAUUGAUAUCCAUUCAAACGAAGAUAUGUCGUCUUUGAUUCAUAAUGAUCUUAUUGAUAAUGAUCAGAAUAUAGAUGAUGAUUCAACUAAAUGGGAAAAUGACAAAGUAUUAGAAUCCAUAGAAAAUAAAAGUAAUGAGAAUCCAUCUAUGGAACAAUCUUAUUCAAAAGUAACAAAUUCAGACAGUAGUGAAUCAAUUGAUUCUGUAGAACAAUCCGAACAUGCACUUCUAGAAUUAUGUAUACAACCUGCACUAGCUAAAACUAUGGACAAUAUUCAACUAAAUAAGACUAUAGUAAAUAAAAAUAAGGAUGAAUUUGAAGAAAAACAAGUUAAAACAAAAAUUAGUAAUGAUGAAAUUAAUAAAACAUAUAGCGAUAUAUGUGAGAUAGAUGGUAUUAAGAAGGAAGAAAUUGAUUUAAAACACAAAUUAAUACAAAAAUCUGCAGAUUCAACAAAACAUGUAGAGAAAGAAGAUGUAUAUCGACGUCAGAGAGAUCCUGAUGCCAUGAUUGCUUCGUUAGAUCGAUUGACUGCAACUUUAGUGCAGCAAACAGAAGCAAUUCGAGAACGAGAUUCUAAUGCGAUGAAACAAAGUGUAUUGAGUGAUACGUGGAACGAGGAUUCUCCUAAUGAUGUCUCUUUUCCUAGUAUCAGCAUCAGUGCUCCCAUAAUUGCCUCGUUUAAGAGCGAUGUAGCAGAAGAACAAGGUACGAUUACUUCAGAAUGUUAUGAAACAAUAAGCAGUGAAAGUGGUCCUAUGUCAAAUUCAAAAAUUAUUCAAAGAGAAGCAAUUAAAUUGGCUGAAGCAGUGGACGCAGAAAUGAACAGACAAAAUGAGUUAGAUACAACUAGUAUGACAUCUAUGGACUUAGAUGCAAUUAAACCUCCUUCUUCUAUGGGGAGUUUAUUAUCACUAACUGCUAGCUAUGCAGGUUCAGGUGAUUGUAGCGAGUCAUUCAUUAAUCGAGAUAGAUGUAAUUCUGCGUCUUUACCUCCUAUUCAAGUGAAAAACGUUUCUUUAACAGAUUCCCGAAAUAAUCGUAAAAAAUCACUUCCUCUAGGUGUAGUAGCUAAAAGAGCUCUUAAUCAAAACCAAAAUCAUACUGGCAGUUUAGAAAACUUGUUAAAUGAAUGUACUGGUUCGCAUUUAGACAGUGUUAAACCACCAUCAAUGUUAGAUGAAUUACCAGACGUUGGCGACAUGGAAAAUAGUAUGUUAAGUGUGGCAAGUAUUACGUCAGAAGUAGCAGAUUCUAAAGAUCAGGACUCACAACACUUGAGUGGAAGCGAUGCUGCAUUUGACUUAUUAAGACCUGUCGCAAAUGUACUUUCUAUGACGUGUAUGCGAUAUGCUGAAGCUAUGCAAAAUAGUGCAAAUAAUAGUUUAAGCGAAUGCUUGGAAAAUAUCAAUCCACCUUCAUUAUUCAACGAAGUCUGCGAAAUGGAUGAAUCGACAGUGGAACAGGCAUCAGAGACAAUAUGCAGUGAUACAUUAUGUAUUGACGCGGAAUUACAUACUGAAGAAGCUUCACAUCCUGUUAUGAUAGAUAAAAUCGACGAGGCGGGGGAUACUGAUGAAGCAGUUACACCAAUCUCUUCCGAAUAUUGUCUCACUAGUUCAGCGGAAUCUACGCCUAGGAAACGAUUACAUAAAAAUUUAACACCGAAACAGAAAAGGACUUUGGCCAAAGAAAGAUAUAAAACUUAUACAAUAGCUGCGGAACUUGACAAAAAAGAGACAGAAAAUGUAGUGCAAGAAAAGGUUUCACGGGGAAAAUGUUCGCCUUUUUCAAAAUUGACGCCUAAACAACGCAGACAAGAAGAUAGAGCAAGAUUUCAAACACAGGUAUUAGAAAAUCCUUUCCCUGACAUGAAUCAAGAUCAAAAUAAUCAACAAGAAAUUAAUACUAUUUGUGAGCAAGAAAAUUCUGAAAAACCAACAAGAGCUAUAUCUCCUGUAAAAUCUGCUAUUCCUACAUUAAAAUUGUCUACUUGUAAAACAUUAAUUAAAAAACGUACUGAGCAAAAGAAGAAUAGAGAAAGAUACCGUACAAGAACUUUGAACGAUUCAGAAUGUAUAUUCAAAGAUAUAGAAAGUAAUGCUACAAAUAUGACAGAAGAUAGGAUUCCAGAUUCAACGCACAAUAUUGAAUCAGAAAUUCAAACCAUGCUAGAACAAAAUGCAACCAUCGUAUUGAAUACGUUAAAUGAAUCAAACAAAACGAAUGAAACUACAGAGGAAGGAUUAUUAGAUUGCGAAACUAUUAGUUUAGUAUCAAAUGAAUCGGAAUCCGAACGUAAUCUCCGAAUGCGAUUUGUCAACGGUGUUUCUAAAAAAUUAAUAGGUUCAUAUUCUCAACAAAUAGAUAACGUACAGGAACCAAAAGAUGUUUAUAAAGAAACUAUUGAAAUUGAAGCCCCUAGAUCACAUGAAGACAUUAGAUAUACCGACAACGUGGAGACUGAAAGCGAGGAUGAAUCAAAUAAUAUUGAAGAUCCACCUAGAGAAACAAAAAGACCUCGAAUAAUUAAACCAGGAAUGGUAAGGGAUCCCAGCAAUGAUUCCAAUGCUACAGAUAAAUCAGAUCCAGAAAGUCCAAAGGCUAUUCGAGGCAGAAGAAAAGCUCUCUAUUCAAAUCCAAUUACACGAAAACCAACACCGCAAUCGUCUCCAUUAAAACAAGUGAAUCCUGUUAGUGGAAUACCUAUAGGACGUAGUAAUACUUCACCUAUUGUAAGAGCUACUAGAGCUACUACCCUCAGGCAAAAUAAUAAUAGUCCAAAUGUCAUGAUGAAAGAGUCUGCAAAAUCAAAUAUAAAUCUUAAAGCAACUUCUAAUUCAAUAGAUGAUAAAAAAACAAAAGUUCUAUCUAUAGCUGCAAAAAGAGCAUCGGUUCCUCAAAAAGGAUCAUCGUUAACUUUCACAAAAUCCGUAAAAAGACAUAGCACACCUCCAACAUGUUCUUCCUCGAAUUAUCAACAAGAGACCAAAUCAGAUGUAACAGUAAAACCUUUAGAACGGCAAGGUACGUUUACCAAAGACGAACCAGAAGUAGAAAAUGCUCCUACCGUAGUUUCUACAUCUUCUUCUCCGAUAAAAACGAAGAUCGCAAAACCUAUUAGAGGUGCGACAUCCAAGAUACAUCCAACAACAGGGAAACCAAAAAUUUCACCAAAGACACAUCAAGCACAUCAAUCGAAAUCAUCAAAAGGAAAUGUUUCAGAAAAGAAUCAAUCUUCGAAAGCGUUACUAGUUACUCCAAAACGAUUACCUACAGGAAAAAUGACUCCAAAAAUACCAGCUAAUAAUCAAAAUGCUGCACAAGCAGAAAACGGUAAAGUCUUUCGAAAAGUAGGUCCUCUUGGUCAGAGAUCUAACAGUAAUUCCAGUAUAGUAUCAAAUUCAUCGACUGGAAUGCAGACUAGAAAAUUGGCAAAGGAAGCAACUAGUAAAAUUGCAAGUUUAUGGAAAAAAGUAGAAGAGAGCAAGAAUAAGCAACGGUUUGAGAAAUCAGAUACUAGGCAAUGGGUACAGCCUGGCAAUUGUGCCAAUGAUGUAGAUGCUCCAAUUUUAGUGAACAAUCCACCAACUUUUAGAUUAUUCCGUAGCUCAACAUUUGAAGGAGUACCUCAAGAAAAUGAUAAUUCUGAAUCAGCUUUGUACAAAUCUAAAUUGAAAAGACCAUUGAUAAUGGGUGUGCAACCUAGUAAAGUGAAAUAUAGAAACUCUUGUGAUUUAAGCGGAAUGAAUGCGAACGAUGCUCCUUGCAAGAUUCCUGUAAAGUCUAGCGAUGCUUCUACGUACAAGAAAGAUACCAUAGACAUAGGUGAUGCUUCAGUUGUUUUACGAAAAUCACAGCAUACUGAAUCCUCCACAAUAGAGAUAGAUCCUACGAAACGGAUAUCACGUCUUGGUUCCUUUAUACGAGUAGAUUCUGCAAAUGGAGAAGGUUCUGCACAAGCAUAUGUUAGUGGGGCUGGUAUGCGUACACCCGCAUCCGCUAUCGUACCGCCUUUUAACUAUAAUCCGAAACAAGAUAUUUCACAAGCAGCCAAAGUAACGCCUGAUGAAAUUGAAAGCAAAUUUAAAGUGACAGAUUGUCAUAGUGACAUAGUCACAGCUUCUACAAGAGUAACAACAGUAUAGUGGGAAUUUGUUAUAAAAUAAAUAAUUUCUUUUUCGUAGUAUCUCUCGCUUUUCUGUUUCGGGCUAGUCAUUGUACAUUUGCUUUACUGCUAUAUUGAUCAUAAAUCAACAUGCAGUACAUGUUAAGAAUACUUGAUAAGUAAAGUUUUCUUUUUUUACCUCAUCAUUUAAAGAGCACUGAAAAUCUUCAUGGUAUCUCAAUAAUUUUUACACACUGAAUAUAAGAAAAUAAUUAAUUGAAUUUUUUUUUAUUAUGCAUGUGCAUUGCAAUGCAAUCUUUUUUUUUUAAAGAGAUAUAAUUAGAAUGUGACAUAGCUGGAAAUCCUGAUCAUUCCUAUUCACUUUACGUGUUGUAUAUACAUAUAUUGAUAAAUUUCAUGAUUAUGAAGAAAAUUAAAAAUCGGUAGUACGUAGCAGUAAUUAUGCUCGAUUAUUUAUUCAAUUUUGUAUAUAUUGAACGUCGAUAAAGAAUGUAGAAAGUUUAGUAAUAUGUAUCACGACUCAUGAUGUAUAUGGCAAAAAAUGUGUCGCUAUACAUUUUCGUAAUAGAUAAAUUUGCAAGGAAGAAGAUCUGUAUUUUGUUUCCAUUGUAAACUGAUUUGUAUUCUUCUAAACAAAUAUAAAGUUUAAUUACUUUUUAAAGACUGAUAGAAACAUGAUGAAGAUUCGAAUGAAACAGAGACAUUUUCAACACAACAAAAUGUUAUGGUAAAAAUGGUAAUAAUGUUUAUAUCAAUUUAGCGGUCUAAGUAACGCUAAACUGGCAUUACAUGAAAAGACAAAAUUUUGUAAACCCUUAUAUUAAGUUUCUAGUCUAUUUGAAAAUCUACAAAAAUAGCUUCUAUUUUGAUCAUAUAUGUAUUACAUAAAAUCGAUUUGCAUGUAACAAGUGUCUACUGAUUUAACUGGUACCCUUUCUAAAAUAUAUGUAGGUACAAUUAAAGAGUGUGUACGGAUCAAUUAUGUAUUUAUAGAUUGAAAAGUUUAAGAUAUUGAUAUGGCGUUUAAUAAUUUUAUUUUCAUAUUUUCUUCAUUAUUUUCUAGUUUUACUAGAAAAUUUGCUAUAAUAUUUGAAGCAAUCAAUAAUGCGUACAAUAUUUUAAGUUUUUUUCUAUAUCGUGUCAUCUUUCGUUCUAUAUGCGCAUAUGCAAAUCAAUCUAAAAUCUUAUUAGAAGGAAACUGUUUGACACGAUAUAGAAUAGAUUUUAUUGUUCGUUAAUUACAUAUUUAUUAUACGCAUUUUACCCUGUUCCAGUUCGAGUUAAUUAGAUUUAACCCUUCCAACUUGGAGUCAUAUCAGGGUAUCCUUGUAUUUUUUUUCAUACAAGAUAUGGUCUGUACUACACCGGAAAUCCUUUUCAAGAUUCUUUUAUAAUUUUCAUCUUUUAUUUAGAUCUUAAGUGUAAUUCAUCUUUUGUUAUAUUAUAUUUUAAAUUCGGCGAACAUCUUAAUAAUUUGUAUAUUAAUAAUUACAGUACAAUAAAAUUUAUAGCUACUAA